UUGCUUGGUUCCGAUUUCCGCGCCCCGCGGACUGCGAUUGAGUUUGAGUCCGGCAUCACAUGUGCAAAAUAUUGAAUUUAACGUUUAAUUAACAUAAUAUAAAAGUAUAAAUCCUCAUAAUUUUGUGUAAAAAUGGAGUUCUUAGAAUAUAAUGAUGUAACCGCAGAGAUAAAGGGGACUAUGGUGCCUGGGAGGUUAAAAAUGACAGAUCAAAAUAUAAUAUUCAAAAACAGCAAAACUGGCAAAGUUGAACAGAUAUCAGCUAAUGAUAUUGAACUUGUGAAUUUUCAAAAGUUCAUUGGAUCAUGGGGCUUAAGAUUGUUUUUGAAAAAUGGCACAUUACACAGAUAUGGAGGUUUCAAGGAUGGGGAACAAGAAAAGGUUGCAAAGUUUUUCAAGAGCAACUACCAUAAAGAUAUGCUGGAAAAGGAACUAUCACUCAAGGGAUGGAACUGGGGUACAGCUAAGUUUAAUGGAGCUGUACUGAGUUUUAAUGUUGGAACCAACACUGCUUUUGAGAUACCUUUACACUAUGUGUCACAGUGCAAUACUGGCAAAAAUGAAGUGACACUGGAGUUUCAUCAGAAUGAUGAUACACCUGUCUCAUUAAUGGAGAUGAGAUUCCACAUUCCCACAAGUGAACUGGCGGGUGACAUGGAUGCCGUUGAAGCCUUCCACCAGCAAGUCAUGAAUAAAGCAAGUGUUAUCUCUGUCUCUGGGGAUGCUAUUGCUAUCUUCAGGGAAUUGCAGUGCCUUACUCCUCGUGGUCGCUACGACAUUAAGGUAUUCCAAACGUUUUUCCAACUUCACGGUAAAACAUUUGACUACAAGAUCCCAAUGUCGACAGUGCUACGACUAUUCUUAUUACCGCACAAAGACACGAGACAAAUGUUUUUCGUAGUGUCAUUGGAUCCUCCCAUAAAACAAGGUCAAACAAGAUACCACUAUUUGGUACUGUUGUUUGGUAUUGAAGAGGAAACGAGUUUGGAGCUACCUUUUACAGAGGAAGAAUUGAAAGAGAAAUAUGAGGGAAAAAUCACAAAAGAAUUAUCGGGACCAACUUACGAGGUGCUCGCUAAAAUAAUGAAAGUUAUCAUCAACCGAAGAGUCACAGGACCUGGAGACUUUUUAGGACACCACAAGACGCCGGCCAUCGCGUGCUCGUACAAGGCCGCGGCCGGCUACCUGUACCCGCUGGAGAAGGGCUUCAUCUACGUGCACAAGCCGCCCGUGCACAUUCGCUUCGAGGAGAUCGCGUCGGUCAACUUCGCCAGAGGUGGCGCUUCCUCUACCAAAUCCUUUGACUUCGAGAUAGAACUGAAAUCUGGCAGUAUACACACAUUCAGCAGUAUAGAGAAGGGAGAAUACGACAAACUAUUCGAUUACAUUACAUCUAAGAAACUCCAUGUUAAGAACACUGGAAAGAAUGUAAGUAAAUUUACGGACAAGGCGCUGUACGACGACGACUUCGGCGACUCGGACACGGAGAAGGAGCCGGACGCGUACCUCGAGCGCGUCAAGGCGGAGGCCAAGGAGCGGGAGUCCGACGACAGCGACGACGAGAGCACCGACGAGGACUUCAACCCCGACAAGGCCAAGGAGAGCGACGUCGCGGAAGAAUAUGACACCAAUCCGUCAUCAUCAGAAGACUCUGACGCUUCGGGUGCCUCUGCUGACAGCAAGAAAGAAAAGAAAAAAGAGAAAAAACCUAAAAAGACCAUCACUAUUUCGGAAGCUCCGCGCAAGCGUAAAGAAAAGUCCAAGAAGCGUGAAAAAGAUGCAAACGCGCCGAAGCGCCCGUCGACCGCCUUCAUGCUGUGGCUGAACGAGAACCGCAAGGGUAUAUUAGAAGACAACCCCGGCAUCAAGGUCACGGAGAUCGCUAAAAAGGGUGGCGAACUUUGGCGCGAUCUUAAGGACAAGACUGAAUGGGAAGAAAAGGCUAAUAAAGCAAAGGAAGAAUACAAUCAAGCAAUGAAGAAGUACAAGGAUAGUGGCGCGGCAGAUGAGUUCAAACAAAAAAAGAAACAAGCUGAGAAGGAACGUAAAGCUGCAGACAAAAAAACUAAAGCUCCAGCAAGUAAAAAAGUUAAAACCGUCGCUGCAAGCUCUAGUUCAGGGAAGUUUACCAGCAAGGAGUAUAUUGAAGAUGAUGAUAGCUCCUCUGACUCGGAUAAGGAGAAAAAAGAUAAAAAGGAUAAAAAGGACAGCAAAGAGAGUAAGGAAUCAAAGAAGGAAAAAGAAAAAGCUAAACAUUCCUCAUCGGAAGCUGCGUCUUCGGGCUCAGACGAGACCGGUAGCGGGAGCGAUAGCGAAUAAUGUAUAACACUAAAACCCCCCUAAUGCGAUAGCGUGAUAUGAUUAAGUUAAGUUUUUGUUAUGUAUGAAUAAAUAUAUAAUGAGAGAAUGUAAAUUUUAAUAAUUUAGUUAUACUUAUGGUUUUUUUGGCUCUAUUUAAUGAUGACAAGUAAACCUGU
Vanessa tameamea is the source of this 2477-nucleotide messenger RNA. It is a transcript of the gene Ssrp, whose product is annotated as FACT complex subunit Ssrp1. NCBI's taxonomy places the organism in Eukaryota, Metazoa, Arthropoda, Insecta, Lepidoptera, Nymphalidae. The record is from RefSeq and is a predicted model, not a curated record. The coding region runs from base 133 to 2319 and encodes 728 amino acids. The transcript is spliced from 13 exons. Gene Ontology annotation, molecular function: DNA binding; nucleosome binding; histone binding. Gene Ontology annotation, biological process: regulation of chromatin organization. Gene Ontology annotation, cellular component: nucleus; FACT complex.